Molecule: messenger RNA, 839 nt
Organism: Gongylonema pulchrum
Lineage: Eukaryota; Metazoa; Nematoda; Chromadorea; Rhabditida; Gongylonematidae
Source: the annotation of a GenBank genome assembly
AUGAGCGGCGAUUUGGAACAGAGUUCGUCGGCCGAUGAUCAGCCGACUGCAGCGAAGAGAUCAUUGAGUGACACUGGCAUUUUCGAGGAAGAAGGCGUUGUUUCGAUGACGAACACCGAAUGCCUGAGAGCAAUGGUAGAUCUAGCGGCCGGAAUUCAAUCUCCUCCUCCGAGCACUCAGCAAGGCGGUGCAGGAAAUGGUGAAAUGAAUCAGGGUGAAGCAGCAACAGCAGCAGCCGGCGACGAAUCGAGCUCAGUAGAUACUGGCUUAUUGAUGCGCCUUGGCCUCAGCAAAUCGGAUCUACUUCCUUCCAGUCCCUUGCAUCAGAAGCACAAAUUCUUAGGCCAACAACAACAGCAGCAGCAACAACUACAACAGUUUUCAGGUGGUGGUGCCAUCAGAAGUCAUCUGAUGACGAAUGCACCAAUUCCGAUUGCCCUCGACACCACGAAAUCAGUGAGGUUAGUACUACCUGCGAUAUUUAUUAGUUACAGGACGGUGAGCAAACGUUUGCCAACAGGUGAAGUGGUGAAAGUGCGAACAACUCGAAAAUGCGUGGAUACCCCCGUCGCUCCCCACAUGCUUCCUACGACGUCAUUGCCGAGCUCUGUAAGCGCUCCGGUCACUGUUGCUAGCGCUACUGCUACCAUAAGUGACACAAGAGCAAUUGUAUCCUUUCGUGAUCUGACGGCGACUCCAGAUAUCAGCGAUGAGCGAGCUGCAGCAGAACUGAAAUUCAAAAGAGACGCUGCUUUGGCCAGGCUUGUGAUCAGGACCAAAGCAUUCAAUCUCGUGAAACUGCCCGAAUUUAAGGUUAAUUAUCAGUCAUUUUCUUAAUA